GAUACCUACCUAUGGGAGCAACUGUACAGACGAGGCUAGGUAGCAGGUACUCCAUUUUGUCCAAUGAUAAGCCUGAUAACCCAGCAGUGACGUCUCAUGCCAGUCCCGUGCAAUUACACCCUCCCGCCGCUUCACAAGUCCGUUCCCGCAUCCACGCUUCCCCGGAUCGUCGUCGUGUGCGUGUCUCGUGUGAACGAGACCAACAGCACCCUCCACCGAGGAUCUCUCCGAUUCCAUUCUUCACCAAACCUACCGAACCCAAGAUAGUUUCUAGAGAAACCCCUCUCACAUGCCAUAACAAUGGGCAACUCUCCAAGCCGCGUCACGGCGCAAGACAAAGCAAUCCUCGACCUUAAAACCCAGCGCGACAAACUCCACCAAUACCAGCGCAAAAUCACCGUCCUAACCGACCGAGAAACUGCCAUCGCGCGGCAGAUGUUGGCCAAGGGGGACAAGCAGCGCGCACUGCUCGCCCUACGCCGCAAAAAGUAUCAGGAAUCGCUUCUCCAAAAAACCGACGGGCAGCUGGAGCAGCUCGAAAAAUUGACGUCGAGCGUGGAGUUUGCGCUGAUACAAAAGGACGUGUUUUUUGGUCUGCAGCAGGGGACCAAGGUCCUCAAGGAGAUUCAUGCGGAGAUGGGAGGACUGGAACACGUGGAGAAGAUGAUGGGGGAGACGGCGGAGGAGGUUGCUUAUCAGCAGGAAGUAAGCGAUAUGCUCGGUGGCCGCAUCUCAAACCAGGACGAAGACGAAGUCGAAGAAGAGUUGGCCGCGUUGGAGGCCGAGGUGGCUGCUAAGAACCAACCGCAACCGGCGGUACCGGUGCAGCCAGUACCACAGGUUCCGCUACCGAAUGUUCCCGAUACCGAGUUACCGUCGACGCCGUCGAGAGCGGAAGAAGAGAGACAACAGCAACGGCAGCGGCAAGAGGAGAGACAGGCCAUGCUGGCUUGAUGAUGAUGGGUUAUGAUUAUAUAUAUACAGAGUGAAGAGGUGUUUUGGAGUUUUUGAUUAACGGGGAUUCUGGGUCUUAACACAUUUAAGGGCAUUAGGAAGUU
This is a messenger RNA of Neurospora tetraspora, 1058 nucleotides long. Its product is annotated as Snf7 family. Lineage: Eukaryota; Fungi; Ascomycota; Sordariomycetes; Sordariales; Sordariaceae. Bases 301 to 954 code for a protein of 217 amino acids. The transcript has 3 exons. Gene Ontology annotation, biological process: vesicle budding from membrane; late endosome to vacuole transport via multivesicular body sorting pathway. The record is from RefSeq and is a predicted model, not a curated record. Gene Ontology annotation, cellular component: ESCRT III complex; multivesicular body.